AAAGCAGCAUUAGGUCUGAUUGACGUGUGUGUGUCCCGGGGCAAACGUCACGAGUCCGAUAUCUUCCAUGGACUUCUCUGGAUAAGAAACACACGAUUGAUGUGUAUUUGGACUACACCGGGUAGCAUCAAACCGAUCGUUAUGUGUGUAUGUUGUUACUAGAGCUGCAGGUCAGUGUGUUAUUGUGCUCCGAGGCAAGAGGGACCAGCAGCAGCAGGUGCAUGUGGAUGGCGAUAAAACUCAAGGCAAACUGCCCUCUCCAUACAGCUGGAACAUCGGCGGAUCCAUAAAAUAUACGAACAGCCAAAUUAAAACACGUCAUUGGUUUGAAGAGAGGGCGAAGGAGUGUCUCUCCACUGCUUUCCAUAUUCAAGAAAAGCUAUGAAGCGAUAAUCCCGGGCAAAAGCAGCGCCUUGUCCCGUUUCUCCCGUUCGCAAACAUGGAGAAAGUGAAAAGUGAACGUUAACCCAGACGCUACCUCAACUUAAAACCGUGACUUCCGAGAUUCGUGUUUAUCGAAAGAAACUUGAACAUAGCUUUUGGUCUCUGGGGGGAAAACAACACGGCGGAUACAUGGUGAGACUCUUGCACGGAUUUUCAGGAUUUCACUGACACUCAAGCGGCCAUGGAGAAGAACAAGGCGACCAACAGGAGCCGCUCCGUCGGCGGCAGAGCUAAAGACAGAGUGGACAGUGUGGAUCCAUAUGGGUUUGAGCGCUCAGAGGACUUUGACUAUGAGUCAUAUGAGGAGCUGAUGUCUCAGUAUCUUGUUGUGCUCACCCGACGAGCCAUCAAGUGGUCCAAACUACUGAAGGGCAAAAGCAAAGUGCAGAAGAAUGUGAAACUAAAGCGUUAUGUACGUAAGGGAGUCCCCAAUGAGCACCGGGCCCUGAUCUGGAUGGCAGCCAGUGGGGCUCAAGACCAGCUAGAGAAGAACCCAGGCUACUACCAGUCCCUGCUUGGAGCCCAGCAUGACCCCAAACUGGUGGAGACCAUCUGUACAGACUUGAACAGAACAUUUCCAGAUAACGUCCAGUUCCGCAAGACAUCCAACCCGUGUCUGCAGAAAGCUCUGUACAAUGUGCUGCUGGCUUAUGGUCACCACAAUCCAGCUGUGGGUUACUGUCAGGGGAUGAACUUCAUAGCUGGGUACCUGCUUAUCAUCACAAAAGAUGAAGAGAAAUCCUUCUGGCUGAUGGAUGCACUACUGGGCAGAAUUUUACCAGACUACUACACUCCAGCCAUGUUGGGGCUGAAGACAGACCAGGAGGUGUUGGGGGAGCUGGUGAAGGUUAAAGCCCCCUCAGUGUGGCAGACCAUGAUGGAUCAGAAUGUCAUGUGGACCCUGGUGGUGUCCCGAUGGUUCAUCUGUCUCUACAUAGACGUCCUGCCAGUAGAGACCGUUCUGCGAAUUUGGGAUUGCCUGUUCUACGAGGGCUCUAAAAUCCUGUUCCGUGUCGCUCUGACGCUGAUCCACCACAACCAGGCUCUGAUUCAACAGGCCCAGUCGCUGCCAGACGUCUGCCAAACCUUCAAACAGAUCACCCACGGACCAUUUGUGGAUGAAUGCCACACUUUCAUGCAGAAAAUCUUCACUGAACCAGGAAGUCUUUCCAUUUCAACCCUGACUAAGCUACGGGCGACAUGUCGAUCUCGCAUCAUCGCAGAAGAGUCCUGACCCAAACUGACUACUUGUUGCUUGAAACUCAAUACACAUUCCACUGGGAUGAGCACCAAACAGCUUGUUUGCACCUUUUUGUAAGUGACUUAGCGUCACAGCGACUACUACAUGUAAUUCUUGUCUUAAACAUAUUUUGAGACAAUAACACAACUUAAAUGUAAAUAUAUGAUCUCAUGAGAAUAUUCUUAGCAAUGUGCUAACCUAACGAUUCCAGUUGAAACUGACAUGUAGUUUGUCUUAAAUUGAUAUUCUCCUCUUUUGUUAAAAUGUGGAAUUAUGCACUUUAUCCCAGAUACACUGAAGAGAAAAGGCUUGGCAGCAAACGCCAGGUUGGAUAAAAGAUGUGUUGCACACUGUAAGCACAGCCAAGAGGAACCUGCCUACUGUAUUUCACAUUGUCGUCUUAGUGAUGAAUAUAGCAAACGUUGUUAACUAAUUGUUCUUUUGGUUAAAUUGAAAGUUGACUGACAAAUGACAAAAUGCAAUGCUGGCACUAUAUGUGCUAUCUGAAUGUGAAUUAUAUUGAUUUCAUAACAGACAACUUUGAUUUCUUCAAACAUUUCAAUGUCUGAUUCAUAGUUCCUGACCUCAACCUUUUAAUUCAAGUGCACUAUGGUGAAGCCAUCCAAACAUGGCCGCUCUCUUUUUCAAACAAUGGUGUGUCCAGUUUGUUCUGCGUCUGCUUUUCGGGGCCCUUUAAAAGUGUUUUGGCACUGAUAUCAGAUUUUGUAUCGGUGGUCCAAAAUAACCUUGGCAUUGAUCCUAGCCGAGUAUCCUGUGUAAUGUACACCCAGUUGAACAGCUCGGAGUAAACACCAAUGUUUAUCUGAUAAAGAACAGGAUGAAACAUGUAUCAAAAGGUACUGUUGCAUGAGAUAUUCACAGAAAUCAACACUAGACUUUUGAUGUUUUUAUUAUCUUUCAGUAAGAUGCAUAAUAGAAAACGAGAUCAAACCAUCUUCUAUAAAAAAGAUCAAAUCACUACAGUUCAUAUUAACAUUUCCUGUGGGAGAGGCUGGGGGAAACCAAGAAUAGAAAAUUAACCUGUGUUCACUUUUCCUGUCAAAUACAUUUUUGUGAAUGCAGAGUUGCCUUCCGUGUACGGCCGGACCACUACACACGGAUUACACAAAGCAGCAAUCCACAAGUUUGUAUCAUCAUAGUUAUAAGUUUAAUUAGUUGAAUUAAACUGCUUCAGUGCACUGAAGGCAUCUGUCAGUCUCCACUGAAGAGGAAUGAGGGGAAAUGACAGACAUUCAGUGCUUUCCCUUUUCGAGUUGCUGGGAUUAACUCAUGCUCCUGGAGUUAAAAAAAAAAAAAAGUACACGUGAGCAUGCGUAGGGGGCGAGAGUAACAAUUCAACUUACUUGAAAUGUUUGAACAGAGACAUCAUUAAUUGUCAAACCUUUCACCAACAGCACUGGAGCUUUUUUU
Thunnus maccoyii (southern bluefin tuna) is the source of this 3115-nucleotide messenger RNA. It is a transcript of the gene grtp1a, whose product is annotated as growth hormone regulated TBC protein 1a. The record is from RefSeq and is a predicted model, not a curated record. Lineage: Eukaryota; Metazoa; Chordata; Actinopteri; Scombriformes; Scombridae. Bases 626 to 1678 code for a protein of 350 amino acids. The transcript is spliced from 8 exons.